GCCACGUCAUCUAUAAGCUUUUAAACGAGUGUUCGCGUGCAUAAUGUGUCCUUAACGGAUCCGUAAUUAGACUGCACGUCCUUACGUGCUCCCUCGUCACCACAUUUUGUGUCCGAUAGUUAAUUUUCCUACCAUAUUGAAUGAGCCGUCUUCAAUUUAAAUCUCAUCCCACUGACUCCUAUCGGCAGACGUCUAAUUCCCGUUUCAUUUGGCUUCUGUUUGAUUUGUUUGUUUUUCGUGACCGUUGGCGUGUGAUUCAGGUACAGUUUCAGGCGUUGUCCUUCGCUUUACUGUUUGGACACCCCACUAAAAAUGACUUAAUCGGUUUGCCAGUGAUGUCUAUAAACUUGGCUUCUUACACCUACCUGUUCACUCUUCCGUUUCACGACUCCGAUAUUUGUCACUUCCCGUCCUAUCUGGUCUGCUUGUUCCUUAUCCGUCCGUUUUCUUUCACUGUCAACUGUUUAUCGUCAUAGUGUCUGGAGUUAAGGCUGUUGGUCCACAGCACUUCGGCGCUUGAACCAGGGCUAUUUCAUCGAGGUUGCUUCAUUCUAUGUGGUACUUGCCAGCUUUUCUUUUC
Molecule: messenger RNA, 580 nt
Organism: Dicrocoelium dendriticum
Lineage: Eukaryota; Metazoa; Platyhelminthes; Trematoda; Plagiorchiida; Dicrocoeliidae
Source: the annotation of a GenBank genome assembly